This is a messenger RNA of Trichomonas vaginalis G3, 2160 nucleotides long. RefSeq lists its product as uncharacterized. Bases 1 to 2160 code for a protein of 719 amino acids. The record is from RefSeq and is a predicted model, not a curated record. The transcript has a single exon. NCBI's taxonomy places the organism in Eukaryota, Parabasalia, Trichomonadida, Trichomonadidae.
AUGAGUAAAAACGGCGAAUUUUUCGAUGAUCUGAAGAGAAUAUUCGACGUAUUAAACUCACAACAAAAGAAAGCAGAUGAGUCUAAUCAAAAAACAAAGGAAGAUAAAAAAGAUUCAUCAAAAUCAAAAAUUAAAUCGAAAAAACAGCAAAACACGAAACCAAAACAAGUUAAAAAGAAACAACAAAAGCCAAAACAUCCUAAAUCUAAUGAAGAAAGACUUCCAGCAGAAGAUAUUACAGCAUCAGUUAUCACCCAUAACUUUGCUUUGUUUAUUGCUGAAAAAAAUUGUUUGCAUGCACUAAACACAUUACAGCUUAGAAGAACAUUCAAACUUUGGAAGUCUAACCUACGCAAAUCGUUAAUUCAAAAAACGAAGCAAGAAAAAAGAUCAAAUCAAGACAAGACCAGUGCAACUACGAAUAAGAAGCAAAGGUCACAACAAAUGACUAGGAAUGAUAAUCAUAGAAAUGCGGAAAAGACAGAUAAUUUAGAAUACGGUGAACAACAAACUAAAGAGAGACAACAAGUUUCUAGAAAGACACAACAAUCUACAAAGGCAAAUGUUGAACGCGUAGACAUCGAUACAGAAAGGAAUCAAGGAGAAGUUGAUGAUACUGUUAAUUUCCUUAUUCAAGCUUUUAACAGACUUCACUCUCUUUCAGAGUCUGGCGAGUCCACCAAUACAAUGGACGACACAACUUCAGAAUCAACAAAUCAAAAAUCAAUUUCAACUCCUUAUCAAGGAAUUAACACAACAGAUACUUUUGGAGAAGAAUAUGACUCUUCCAAAGCUGUAACUCGCCUUGAAUCCGAUGAUAUUGAAUUUUCUCACGAUUCUGCUCCAGAAUUCGCUUUUGAAGACUCUAGUAGUAACAUUACGAUUUCAGGGCCUUUACACUUUGAUUCAUCUCAGAUUAAUUCAUCUUCUCAGUCAAGUAAUUCGCCUUUAAAUCAAAAAUACCAAAAUUCAAAUGAAAAAGUUAAGAAAGUAUCAGCUCAAACACAGUACUCAGUUCCAGGUCUUUAUGAUACCGUUGAUUCACCAAAUUCUAACAAAUCCAAAGAAUCAACUCCUAAAUCUCAAAAAUCUCAAGAAGAUUCUUCACCACAAACAUCACCAAUAGUCAAACAGUUAUUUUCCCCAACUCAGAGGAAGAGCAGAGUCGACGAACUCAAUAAAAUAAUUGAACAAGAAAAUAAAGCCAAAUCCAAGCAGAAUAUCAAGCCAAAACAAGAUGUCAAACAAGAUAAAACACCAAAGGAGGAAAAGAAAAAGCCAGAAGCCGUUGAGGAAGAAGAAUCAAAUGAAGAAGAAGAAAUUUCUCAUGAAGAAGAGGAAGAACCUAAGCUUAUCACAUCAAGUAUCUCAACUGAUGACCUUUCAUCCGAAAAUGCUGAUCAAAGCGAGACACAAAAUGAACAAAAAGAAGAUGAAGAAGAAUCUGAAAAACUUUAUGAUACAGAUGACAUAACAUUUACAGAUACAGUAACAGAUUCAAUCAAUACAUCGGACUUAAGGUUUUCACAAGUCGAUUCUACCUCAGAAAAACCACAAGAAACGAAAUCCAACAAAAAACCGUCAAAAUCCUCUCAAAAUGAAGAAGAGGAAUUUUUUGAGGAAGAUGAAGACGAAAAAGAGGAUACAGAUAAUUUAGGAACAACCGAACACAUACUUGAAGAUACUGUCAACAUAGAAGAGACAGAAAAUCAAAAUGAAGAGGAAGAUUUUGAUGAUUCAUUUUCUUUCACAUCCUCAGGCACUGAAGAAGAAAACAACGAUCAGAAAAAGAAAUCUAAGUUCGUAGAUCCUGUUUUAUGCAAAGGAAAAACAAUGGAACAGUUUGCAUUAGACGAUUCGGGAUUUACCAACGAUUAUUCUAUUUCUGAGGAAACUGACGAAACAAAGAACAAACAAAAUCAAUCAAAUAUGAACAAAAAAGAGAAAAGUCCUUUAAUUAUCUCUGAAUCUGACGAAAACAAGAAAGUUUAUGAAACGACCAGCGACGAUUUCGUUCCGAACUAUAAUAAUUUCUUGAAACCAAAGUCUCAUCAUCAAAAAGUAGAAGAAAAUAAAGCUGAAGAAGAAUCAAUUAAUGAUUCAUUUGAAUUUACAUCUUCUGAUAAAUAUGAAGAAGAGGAAGAAUAUGAUGUCUUUUAG